GGUUUCUCAGACCACCACAGAACUUCCCUGAAGCUCCCAGGACUCCCUCGCGGGCCAAGCCGGAGCAGCUCUGCACUUUCAUUGCGGGGAAAGACAAGAUGGCUGCUCCUUUGGUGGCGGCAGCAGCGGCUGAAGCCGCGGCGAAGAAGAAGUGGCAUGGCCUUCUCAGUGGAGCCCAGGCACUUCACAGACGCUGCUCCGGCCCCGCGUUGGGCCUCCAACUCCUGACUGGAGGAGUUGGGUUUCCGCGGCAGCUCCGUGGGGCUCUGGGGGGGCAGCUCCUUAUUUACUGUCUUCUGUAUCCAGAGCAGCCCCGGGCAGGCAGGUCCCUGGUCAGCCGAGGAGGCGGCCGUGGCGGCAGCGACUUAAUUGUAGGAGCCUUUGGUGUAGAUCGAGCUGUCUUAUACAGGGCCAGACCAGUUAUCACAGUAAAUGCUGGCCUUGAAGUGUACCCUAGCAUUUUAAAUCAAGACAAUAAAACCUGCCCACUGCCUGGAACAGCUCUCAAAGUUUCCUGUUUUAAUGUGAGGUUCUGCUUAAAGGCAGAUGGCAAAGGAGCACUUCCCAGGAAACUUAACUUCCAGGUGGAGCUUCUUUUGGAUAAACUCAAGCAAAAGGGAGCAAUUCGACGAGCACUGUUUCUGCAUAACAGGUCCCCAGGUCAUUCCAAGAACAUGACUAUUUCAAGGGGGGGACAGAUGCAGUGUGAGGAACUGAUAGCAUAUCUGCGGGAUGAAUCCGAAUUUAGAGACAAACUCACUCCAAUUACUAUUUUUAUGGAGUAUCGGUUGGAUUACAGAACAGCUGCUGAUGCAACAGGUUUGCAACCCAUUCUUAACCAGUUCACUCCUGCCAACAUGAGUCGACAGGCUCAUAUUCUACUUGACUGUGGUGAAGACAAUGUCUGUAAACCCAAACUGGAAAUUUCUGUAGACAGUGAUCAAAAGAAGAUCUAUAUUGGGGACGACAACCCUCUGACAUUGAUCGUUAAGGCUCAGAAUCAAGGAGAAGGGGCCUAUGAAGCUGAGCUCAUCGUUUCCAUUCCACCGCAGGCUGAUUUCAUCGGCGUUGUACGAAACAGUGAAGUAAGCAAGCUGCCUCUAAAAAUCGAAAUGCACUCACAGGUCUUAUUAACAUUAAUGAAUGAUCUACUUCCCUAUUUACUCUUAUCUGGUCUUCGUUUCAGUGUGCACCAGCAAUCAGAGAUGGAUACUUCUGUGAAAUUUGAUUUACAAAUCCAAAGCUCUAAUCUUUUUGACAAAGUAAGCCCAGUUGUAUCUUACAAAGUUGACCUUGCUGUUUUAGCUGCUGUUGAGAUAAGAGGAGUCUCAAGUCCUGAUCAUAUCUUUCUUCCAAUUCCAAAUUGGGAGCACAAGGAGAACCCUGAGACUGAAGAAGAUGUUGGGCCAGUUGUUCAGCACAUCUAUGAGCUGAGAAACAAUGGUCCAAGUUCAUUCAGCAAGGCGAUGCUGAAUCUUCAGUGGCCUUACAAAUAUAACAAUGACACUUUGUUGUACAUCCUUCACUAUGAUAUUGAUGGGCCAAUGAACUGUACUUCAGAUAUGGAGAUCAACCCUUUGAGAAUUAAGAUCUCAUCCUUGGAGACAACUGAAAAAAAUGACACAGUUGUUGGGCAAGGUGACUGGAACCAUCUCAUCACUAAGCGGGAUCUCACCCUCAGAGAAGGAGAUGUUCACACUUUGGGUUGUGGAAUUGCUCAGUGCUUGAGGAUUGUCUGCCAGGUUGGACGACUAGACAGAGGAAAGAGUGCAAUUCUGUACGUAAAGUCUCUACUGUGGACUGAGACCUUUAUGAAUAAGGAAAACCAGAAUCAUUCAUAUUCUCUGAAGUCAUCUGCUUCAUUUAAUGUCAUAGAGUUUCCCUAUAAGAACCUUCCAAUUGAGGAUAUCUUCAACUCCACAUUAGUUACCACUAAUGUCACUUGGGGCAUCCAGCCAGCGCCCAUGCCAGUGCCAGUCUGGGUGAUCAUUUUAGCAGUUCUAGCAGGAUUGUUGUUACUGGCUGUUCUGGUAUUUGUAAUGUACAGGAUGGGUUUUUUUAAACGUGUCCGGCCACCUCAAGAGGAACAAGAAAGGGAACAGCUUCAACCUCAUGAAAAUGGUGAAGGGAACUCAGAAACUUAACUUUGAUUUUUAAAGUUAUGCUACAUCCUGACCCAUUAGAAUUACCAGCUUCAUUAUAGAUUUAAAUUCCCUUCAUGAGGAAUAGAAGACUCUAAUAAUAAAAGACUCUACUGAUGAUGGUGUCCAUUGGUAUUAACCACACAAUGAAAGCAAUAUUCGCCAACCUUCUCUUUAUAAAUAAGUUCAGACAUACAUUUAAUACACAUACACUGACUUGUGUUUUUAGGUAUUUAAAUAAUAAAAUUUUAAGUGGUAGUUCUUAUUCGAUGUACCUAAGACAGGUAGUGCCUGCCUUACUACUUUAUAUAAAAUAGUACCUCCUACAAUUACUGUUUCUGAUUUAGUGUGUUGGAUUUUGCUGUUUUUUGUUGUUGUUUUAACACAACCCAGAUUUGGACCUUAGCAUCCACAUCUUUUGUACAGGUACUUAAUAUCAAUACAAAUUACACUACAGUUAGCUCUUCAAGCUACUAUAGACUUUAUAACUGCAUGAACUUGGAUUGUAAUACCACCUAUAUGGUAGAACUUUAAAAAAAAAAGAAAAAAAAAACAUGAUACCAUCAAAAUUCUUUCCUGUAAUAGUAAAGGUACAAUAUUUUUUCAAUGUGAAAAUUGGGUAUGUGCUAUUAAAUUUUUAUUUAUAUUUAAUCCACAA
Galeopterus variegatus (Sunda flying lemur) is the source of this 2799-nucleotide messenger RNA. It is a transcript of the gene ITGAV, whose product is annotated as integrin, alpha V. Gene Ontology annotation, biological process: cell-cell adhesion; cell-matrix adhesion; cell adhesion mediated by integrin. Gene Ontology annotation, molecular function: integrin binding. The record is from RefSeq and is a predicted model, not a curated record. The transcript has 18 exons. Lineage: Eukaryota; Metazoa; Chordata; Mammalia; Dermoptera; Cynocephalidae. Gene Ontology annotation, cellular component: integrin complex; external side of plasma membrane. The annotation marks the transcript as partial.